AUCUGUGAUUUUCUAGAAAGUUUUAAAUUUUAAAGGAAAUAAAAACUGCAGAGUCACCACUUUAGUUUAGAGUGUGUGUUAGGGGUCACCAUAUUUGAUUUUGCAAAAGAGCAGAGAGAGAACCAUAAAUGGUGUCUUUGCUACUCUCUGUAUUCUGAGCCUUUUCUAAAGCAUUUCUCUGUUUGAUUUUUGGAUUAGGAUGACACAGCUCUCUGAAUGUACGUGAAGGUUCUUGUAGUGGGAGAAAAAGUUUGGUGUGGAAUGAGCAAAAGUUGAAAAAGUUCCAUUGUUGAAACAUUUGCAGCACUGUUUAUCUCCUGCUCUUUGAUGGUAACAAGAUAAGAAUUAUGGAUUCUCCCUACACAAGUAUAGUCUUUGAUAAAAUUCAGAAAUUUGAGCCAGAGAAUGCUAGAAAGAUAAUUGGCUAUCUCUUCUUUCAAGGCCAUGGAGAACAAGAAAUGGCUAAAUUGGCUUCAUGCCCUGACUAUUUCAUCCGUGAAGUGGCAGUUCAGGCUAGAAAGGAACUCCAAAGAACUCCUACUUCACCAAACUUUCAGGUGCCUCCUCCCUAUUGGGAUCCACAAUCUGCUGGCAAUGUCAAUCCGGACUUUAUGGGAAUGAAUUACUUGGAUUCUAUUGUAGAACUUCAGAAGCAGACACAGAUGCUUACUUUGGAGAAUCAAAUAGAUGCUGUAAAAACUGGGACUGGAGGGAUUGCCAAUGAUUACUAUGGCUUAGAUGCUUCUGCUGCCAAUUUGGGUGGAAAAGCUGGGAGAAGGUUUUCUGAAUUUCCAAUGAAGAUAUGUCACUAUUUCAACAAAGGAUUCUGUAAGCAUGGAACUAGCUGCAGAUUCUAUCAUGGGCAAGUUGUCCCUGAGAAUUUCUCUCAGAUGUAUGGAAAUGAUGCUAUUAGUGAGGAUCAGGUGAUUUCACCGGGGUCACUGGCACAGUUAGAGUCUGAAAUUAUUGAGCUCCUAAGAACAAAAGGUGGUCCAAUGUCAAUUGCUUCCCUGCCAAUGGCAUACUACGAUAAAUAUAAAAAGGUACUGCAAGCAGAUGGUUAUUUAACCGAGAGCCAGAGGCAUGGUAAGUCUGGCUAUAGUUUGACGAAGCUUCUUGCACGACUGAACAAUAGUAUUCGGCUAAUAGGCAGACCUCAUGGACAGCAUUCAGUGGUUCUGGCAGAAGAUGCUCCCACACAAAUGCAAAAGGGAGAUUUUGCUCGAAAUAUCAGUGCUUCACGGCAAAUAUAUCUGACGUUCCCAGCUGACAGCACUUUCACAGAGGAUGAUGUCUCAAACUACUUCAACACAUUUGGACCUGUUGCAGAUGUCAGAAUUCCUAACCAGCAGAGAAGGAUGUUUGGAUUUGUGACAUUUGUUCAUUCAGAAACUGUCAAAACUGUUUUGGAUAAGGGCAAUCCCCAUUGUGUUCGGGGUUCUCGGGUGCUUGUGAAACCUUACCAGGAGAAGGCAAAGGUUAAUGAAAGGAAGUACACAGAUAGAAUUGAGCACCCUGUUUGUUAUUCACCACACUAUGUAGAUAUCGACACUGAACUUAACUCAAUUCCAAGAAGUUUUGGGAACCAUAUAUCCAUUAGGAGACAGCUACAACUAAUCGAAGAGGAAGAGCAGGGGCGAUCCCUGGAACUUAAGAAGAGAAGUCUUGCACAGCUGCCGUUUGCCCAAAAAUAUUUCUUCAGUUCACCUCAUUUUGGCUUCUCCAUGGAUGAGUCAAGGAUUUCAGAUGAUCACUUCAAUUUCCAGCCUGCAGAAGAAUCUUUCAGUUUUCCACUGCAUGCCAAAUCCAGGCAUACAGACUCCAAUUACUCUGAUGAGGACAGCAAUCAAGGACUCAAUCUCCCGGACAGUCCAUUCGCAUUUCCACUAGAUAGUGGGAUGUAAACAGUCAUAGUUUCAGAUACAUAUACAAGAAAUAUAGAGUUCACAAACAGAACCAGGCCAAUGGUAGCAGCUUUCUUUUGAUACACAAUUCUUCUAUUGAAAUAUUUCUCAAUUAGUGCAGCAAUUUUGUCAAAAUUCCAGCUAGUACAUAUGCUGAAGAACAGACACUGGAAGAAUUCCUCUUGACAAUUGGAAUUGGUGGCAUUAACAAAAGUUUAAUGAUACAUGUAAGAAGGUUAUAGCUUUUAGUUACAGACAGGUGGCAAAAGGUUUGAAUUUUAGAUCAUAUAGUUAUGAGUUUUAUUCAUGAAGCCAUUAGUGGAUGAAAAGAACUAGGUAUAUUAUUGUCCAGUUUUAAUUAGAUUGAAGGAGCUCUUAGAAUCCGUGUCUAUCUUUUGAGGAACUAAUUUCUCACUGUGAACCGCUUUAAUAAUGAUUUAUAGCAAGUCCAUUAUAUGUGUAUUUUGUAUUCUUUAACGCCCAACUUUGUCAUUGUAAAAAAACUAAGUUAUCUUAGUGCCAGAAGGUUAAGGGAGGGUAGGGUCAUUUGUACUCAGUCUUACCCUUGCAUAUGCAAAGUGGAUGUUUUCGGAUUUAAAUCCAUCCAUAACCAACUAGUUACCAACCUGCAACUUUACCGUUGUGUCACAGUCUGUCAUUAUCCUUGAAAAAAA
Glycine soja is the source of this 2578-nucleotide messenger RNA. RefSeq names its product zinc finger CCCH domain-containing protein 18-like. The record is from RefSeq and is a predicted model, not a curated record. Bases 348 to 1904 code for a protein of 518 amino acids. Gene Ontology annotation, molecular function: RNA binding; metal ion binding. The transcript has 9 exons. NCBI's taxonomy places the organism in Eukaryota, Viridiplantae, Streptophyta, Magnoliopsida, Fabales, Fabaceae.